GAUUAUCACCCUCAACUUGGAGGCAAUUGCAUUCAUACCAACAGCCAAUUUAUAAAGAUUCUUCCUCUAUUGCUCCUGAGAGUCGUUGCGCUGGGGAUCUGUCUUCCUAAGCUUCCUAGCUUGCGCGCUUACCACGCUUUCCACCUCCAUAUUUUCAAUCCGCCUUCUACCUCGCCGAGCGAUGCGUCUCUUCCCUUAGAUCCCUCGUCUUCCGUCGCGAAAUGACCGUGCCCAACCGCGAACUAUGGCUCAUUCCUACAAAGUCCCUUGUUUCCCACUCUAAGUUCUACCCGACAAAGAUUACGGUAUCCCACCACCAACUGCGUCAUUUCAUCGGCUCGUCGGAGCAAGACCUCAUCUAUUAUGUGUCAUGCAAAGACGUAUUUGUCCUCGAUCUCGCAACCCAACAGAACUCGUUGAUCGCAACGAUACCCUUUGAGUCGCGGUGUCUGGCCGCUGACCUGGGCUGGGUUUGUGUGGGAGGGGAGCAAAAUGGCGACUGCGCUUUUAUCAAGAUCGAGAAGGACGAACAUGAUCGGCCGAAAUGCUUUGCUCAUGACAUGAAUGUCGACUUGUUGGGAGGAGAAAUAGUCAAUGCCAUGAGCAUUCACACAUUCUUGAAUCAUGGCAAGACUCCCGACGAACCGGUGGUAUUGAUCAGCAACAACGACAAGACCGUCAAGAUCUACUCUCUAGCUCAACGACAGGUGCUGACGACUCUGCCACAUCCCGUCCCAAUGAACUUUGCAGCCUUGUCUCCCGACUCGACGGUCCUCGCAGCAGUUGGAGACUCCAACCGUGUAUACUUCUAUCGACGACACCAUGAGGAGGAUCGGGACAUCAUCGAUGGUUCUACCGGCAGGUACACCAAGUACCACUGGGAGAUGUUUGCAAACCCCGUGGUACCGACUGGUGUUCCCGUAUAUGACGACCACAGCUUUGCAGUGGCCUUUUCACCUUCCGGGCAUCUUUGCGCAGCUUCCUCCCAGGGUGGUUCCAUCUCGGUAUUCGACAUGCAACGUCUUCUAAGCAGCAAUGAACCCGGUGGAUCGUCCAUAAUAUGGACUUUUUGGUCAUCACGGCCAGAUUUAUAUGGAUGUGUCAGGUCCAUGAUAUUUUCUCCCGCACCAUGGGAUCUCUUAGUCUGGGCUGAAGACCAUGGGAGUAUAGGUGUCGCGGAUGUAAGACAGUCCUGCGUUCGACGGCAAAUACUGGACCUCGACCGUCAAAAAGCAGAGGAAAUCAAGCUCGAGGAUGGAACUCCAGUCGCGUUUCGCAACAUGAGCCACAAGGAACGGUUGGUGCAGCAGCGACUCAUACGACUAAGAGCCAUGCGUGGCGUAUCCGCUGAGGCAGCUGAUGAGCUAGGCGUCGGUGAUCUUCUGAGCGAGUCGGGGCAAAGGCCAAAUCGCCGCGACCUGGUCAACUAUGAGGGCUUGGAUCUGGAUGCUCGAGAAAGAUCGGUAGUCGAGGCACUUGAUACCACAAUGGACAACGUGGAACAGCCACCAACUCGCCCAUACAGUAUCAACUACACGACCUCUUCCCCGGGCUGGAUUGCUGGAAGAAUGUCAAGUGACGGUACAUCACAGCCUCUAGGGACCAGUCGUUCUGUCGGUCCACGCUCCCAGCCGCCAAGGAGGAGAUCCUCCGUGGUUCUUUCCGAGCCGAAUGGAAGUCGAUAUCUUGAUCUCAACCCUGACCAUCGCGUAAGGCUAUCUGCGUCUCCAGGCCGCAUCGGCGAUGACGAGGACCCUCCAGCCACGUCGACAAAUACUUUAACUCCAGCAUCCAGAGCUGAGCCGCAGCCAGGACCUUCGGCUAUUCCGCCACACGACCCCUGGCACGUCAUUCAAACAGCACUUGAGUCGGCUCGGGUAUCGGAUUACGGCAAUCGCAGUGUGGCGCUGCUUGGUCGGAUUGAAGCUGCCUUGGAAGCUGAACAACAACUUGGUAGCCAGCUUGAGCGUCAACUAGCCGACGAGAGACAGUUGUCACUCUUGCUUCGCAGGCAGCUUGAUACCCAACGGCGUAUACGUGUUGAGAACGAAAAUCGACUUGACCAUCUUCGGGCGGAGGUGGCAAGGGACAGAGAUGUAAGCGUUGGGGCUUCAUUGGAUCGGGUUCUGCAGCGACAGCUGACGCAUGAACAACAGAACUUACAGCAGCGGUCGCAGGAGUUGGAGAGGGCAUUAAGAGUUGCAACGGAACACUCUCGAAGACUGGAAACCGAGCGAGACCGGAUCUUGGGUGGUGGUUCGGGAAGUGAUGUGAACACUGUCAACCCUUCAGGUUCCAGCUCGGCCCGGACUACAACGCUGCCCACCACGAAUCUUCGAUCGUCCAGUCAGUCAGAUAACGUUGAGAACAUUCUCACGGAUUACUCCGAGUCCAGCCGUCAGAGACUAGCCUAUAUCGAAAACUUUCAGCGACAGAUACGCAGAGCAGAGUGGCAGUUAGCUCAAGCAGCCCUUGACACCCAAUCUCGGGACAGCGCCUUUCAGCGCGAGAUGGAUACACAGGCUGCAGCCUUGGAUGCGGCCGAAGCUCGAAUAGCAUCGCUCAGAACUCGGAUGACAGCUACCGCUAACGAGCUGAGCAGAUUUGACAGUGCUCGCGCCGGCUCACCUCGGAGAGAGCCCCAGCUCAUCAACCGCCCACCGGUAGUCACUGACAGCCUGCGCCGGGGCCCGGUGACCGCUCCCUCGGGUCCGCCAGCUCAACGGGCUGGUGGUAGUGGUAGUAGUGAGGCAGGACGUGUCGAUGGAGCUAGAUCUGGAGUUGCCGGUCGCAUUCUGGGUGGCGGUCGCGUUCUAGGUGCGGAGAUGCGUAUGUCACAAAUGAUGUUUUUGAGUGGCAGCAUGUCGGGAAACAGAUCGAUCGAUGCCAACGGGAACUGGAUGCCUCCCGCGGCUGGAUCUGGGUUGCAACGCGUGACGGGCGCUGGCGGGAGGUCGACAGUUGCAGCACGAGUGGCAGGUCAGGCCGAACUAGGCACAACGGGGAUCGCGUUUAGUCCGGAUGGGCAGUUCCUGUACGCCGGUGCUGAGGAAGGCAUCUUUGAAUUCAAGGUCAACCUCCGCGACCGCAUGACCUUUCCUUCCUUCGAGGCCAGGUGAAAUGAGACGCGCCCCGAUUUCCAGGCCCGCUGGCACUGGAUUGCUCGCAAUUCCAAGUCGCCACCUCUAUUACGCCGUCUCUCCCUCUCUGAGACAACCAGGAUUUCCGAGCAGGCACUAUUACUUGAAUUGGGGACAGGUCUACAUGAUACGUUUAGUCGACGAGUGGACGGAUGGAUGGGUUGAUGGUUGCCGUGCCUGUGAUGUGUAACGACGACCAGACUUUAUGAAAGGAGCGGCGGCAGAGGGAAGAAAAAAAAAGCUCCUGCUUUCAAUUUCCUCCUCGUCCUGGAUCAUAGUAUUUUAUGGCGGAUGGCGUCCAAGGGAGGGGGGUUGGGGUGUAUCAAUACCUUUGCUGCACCAGUUUUAGGGUAGCAGUCUUUUUGCCCUUUGGUAACACAGCACAUAAGUUUACCUUUGUCACAUGCAUGCAUAGUGUGCUUGGGCUUCGGUGGCACGGGUAUGAAGGUUGGAUUGUUCAGAUUGUUGGCGCUAGACAUCUACAGUAGACCGCUUUGACCUCGCGUACAAC
Molecule: messenger RNA, 3651 nt
Organism: Cladophialophora immunda
Lineage: Eukaryota; Fungi; Ascomycota; Eurotiomycetes; Chaetothyriales; Herpotrichiellaceae
Exons: 2
Coding region: 222-3119 (965 amino acids)
Molecular function (GO): protein binding
Source: RefSeq, a predicted model, not a curated record